GUUUCUUGGUGUUACACAGUUUUCUCCUACUCAUGCCAGAAAAGCCUUUCCUUGCUUUGAUGAGCCCAUCUACAAGGCCACAUUCAAAAUCAGCAUCAGACAUCAAGCUACUUACUUAUCUUUGUCCAACAUGCCAGUUGAAACUUCUGUUUUUGAAGAAGAUGGAUGGGUUACAGAUCACUUUUCACAGACCCCUCUCAUGUCCACCUAUUACCUGGCUUGGGCAGUGUGCAAUUUUACAUACCGGGAAACUGUCACCAAGAGUGGAGUAGUUGUACGGUUAUAUGCAAGGCCUGAUGCAAUCCGAAGAGGAUCAGGGGACUAUGCUCUAAAUAUUACAAGGAGACUCAUUGAGUUUUAUGAAGAUUAUUUUAAAGUGCCCUAUUCCCUGCCAAAAUUGGAUCUGUUGGCUGUGCCUAAGCAUCCAUAUGCUGCUAUGGAAAACUGGGGACUGAGUGUUUUCGUGGAGCAAAGGAUACUGCUAGAUCCAAGCAUUUCUUCUAUUUUAUACCUACUGGAUGUCACCAUGGUCAUUGUACAUGAGCUAUGUCAUCAGUGGUUUGGUGACCUUGUGACUCCAGUUUGGUGGGAGGAUGUGUGGUUGAAAGAAGGUUUUGCUCACUAUUUUGAGUUUGUUGGGACAGACUACCUCUACCCAGGGUGGAACAUGGAAAAGCAGAGAUUUCUGACAGAUGUCCUACACGAAGUGAUGUUGCUGGAUGGAUUGGCCAGUUCACAUCCAGUAUCCCAGGAAGUACAGCAAGCCUCAGACAUCGACAGGGUGUUUGACUGGAUUGCCUAUAAAAAGGGUGCAGCUCUGAUUCGAAUGCUGGCUAGCUUUAUGGGGCACUCUGUGUUUCAAAUGGGCUUACAAGACUAUUUAACCAUUCACAAGUAUGGCAAUGCAGCCAGAAAUGAUCUCUGGAACACAUUGUCAAAGGCUUUAAAAAGGGUUGGAAAAUCUGUAAAUAUCCAAGAGGUAAUGGAUCAGUGGACACUACAGAUGGGUUAUCCUGUUAUCACUAUCUUGGGAAAUGAAACUACAGACAACAUCAUAGUCAUCUCCCAAGAGCGUUUUGUUUAUGACAGUGAUACUAAACCCAAGGAUCCUGCCCGUGGGGACAACAGCUACUUGUGGCAGAUUCCAUUAACAAUUGCAGUAGGAAAUACGAGCCACAUCUCAUCAGAGGCAAUUAUAUGGGUGUCUAACAAAUCAGAACACCACAGAAUUCCUGCUUUGGAAGAGGCAAGUUGGUUGCUGGGGAACAUCAACCAGACUGGCUACUUCAGAGUUAAUUAUGAUAUUAGGAAUUGGAAGCUGUUAAUUAACCAGCUAACAAGGAACCAUGAGGUUAUCUCUGUCAGUAAUCGAGCAGGCUUGAUUGAUGAUGCAUUCAAUCUAGCCAGAGCUGGUUAUUUGCCUCAGAAUAUUCCUUUGGAGAUUAUGAGGUACCUUUCAGAGGAAAAGGAUUUUCUGCCUUGGCAUGCUGCCAGCCGAGCUCUUUAUCCUCUAGAUAAAUUGUUGGACCGUACAGAAAACUACAAUAUCUUCAAUGAGUAUAUUUUAAGACAAGUGGCAUCAAUGUAUCUGAAGCUUGGAUGGCCCACAAACAAUUUAAACAAAUCACUUGUUCAAGCAUCAUACCAACAUGAAGAGCUGCGUCGGGAAGUCAUCAUGUUGGCCUGCAGCUUCGGGAACAAACACUGUCACCAGCAGGCUGCAACGUUAAUCUCAGACUGGAUUUCCAGCAAUAGGAACCGAAUCCCUCUCAAUGUGAGAGACAUUGUCUACUGUACAGGAGUUUCACUGAUGGAUGAAGAUGUAUGGGAGUUCAUUUGGAUGAAAUUUCAUUCUACCACAGCAGUGUCUGAGAAGAAAAUACUGUUAGAAGCCUUAACUUGCAGUGAUGACAGAAACUUGCUUAACAGACUUUUGAAUUUGUCUCUCAACUCCGAAGUUGUCCUGGAUCAGGAUGCAAUUGAUGUGAUAAUCCAUGUAGCUCGAAAUCCACAUGGAAGGGAUCUUGCUUGGAAGUUUUUCAGAGAGAAAUGGAAAAUACUGAAUGCUAGGUAUGGAGAAGCAUUAUUUAUGAAUUCAAAGCUUGUCAGUGGGGUCACGGAAUUCCUCAAUACUGAAGGAGAACUAAGAGAGCUAAAGAACUUUAUAAAGAGUUACGAAGGGGGAGCUGCUGUCUCUUUCUCUCGUGCUGUCGAAACAGUGGAAGCCAAUGUGCGGUGGCAAAGGCUUUAUAAGGAAGAACUGUUCCAGUGGCUAAGAAAAUCCUUGACACAAUAAUCUGUCUUUUUAGCCAAUCAUUUAACAUGACUCACUGCAAGAGGAAGAGGAGACAUUUUUAAAGUGUUCAACAUGAAAAUCAUGAAGACAAGAUCAGAAUCCAGGGAUAAGGUUUUUUGGUUUAUUGUUUUUUUCAUUGUGGAUUUUUCUUUUUACACUGAAAUCUUGUUAAAUUGUCAAGAAGAUUUUCAGAAGAGAAGAUCAUGAAUGCUUGUGAAACCCAGUCCUCAAUGUACACAACCAAACAUGAUAUUAAGUGGUGCAUGUAAAUGUUGGGAAAAAACCAAACAAAAAUCCUUCAAAGACUAUUUUGUGCAUGCUUGUACUGUCUCUGCCUGUAUUUUAGCAUGCUUAUGUAUAACAGCCACAUUUUGUAUGUGAAUUCUGGUUACAUCAAAGUUGGGCAUUAUACAAAGCACAAAGACUCUACGACAAUCACUGUUUCAAUGGACAAAAGGAAAGCCAGGAAUAAGAAAUGCAAAAGGCUUCCAGCUUGGGGCAGUAUGAGAUGUACAAUCAACUUUCCCACUUGCUGCCAGUUUGUCUACCACGCAGAAUGUCUCUUAAUGAUUGCAAAGAUGCCAGUUCAUUUUUCAAGUUACCAGCUGUAUCUGCAGUCUCCAUAUUCCUUUAUUUAAAUAAGCAUAGAAGAAUAGUGAGGGAGGAGAAAUAGAAAAGGGCCAGGAGCAGGGUUAGAGAGAGAAAAUGAGAAGGACAUCAUCAUUACAUUAUAAUAAUUUACAUUUGUUCAUUGCUGAUCAAUGAAACAGUGUAGUUUCAACUGUGAACGCCUGCUGGGGCAGGAGCUUUGCAGUGAUAUCACAGAAUCCAUGAACCACCUCUUCUCAGCUACUUUACAAGGCACUGAAACUCACAAUGGGUCACCCAGGUCACCCAGCCUGUGCAGUAGUAAGUUUUUUAGCUCAUAGUGCACAAGUGUUAUAAAUAAACAUAAGAUUCAAAUGAAAAUUAGGAAAAAGGGAGAUAUCUUGCAUGCAAAGACUUAAAAUUACGUAAGAGGGCUGUGUUUCAUGUGGUAGACCAGUCUCUGUAGUGAUUUAUUAUGAUAGACAGAUCAGAUUCUCUAUAUGGGCAAUAUUUCUGCAAAUAUAGAAUGUACUAUUUAUGCCAUCAUUGAAAAGUGAAAUAUGGAGAAAGUGAGGGGGGUGUACAUGUGUUUAUUUGUACUGACUAAUACUAAGAACAUGGUUUUCUUUCUGUUCCCUUGUACUUCACGUAGACUAUUGUUCACGAAUGACAUUUUUCUUAAUCAAGCUUGUUUCUUCUGAAUCCUUAAUCUGAAAGAUCAGUGACCCAGUAGAAUUGUACAAUGACUAUCUGCACUUUGAAGCUAAAUGCUGAGCAUAAAACUGGUGGGGGCCAAAUACUCUCCCAUGUCUACACUGUGGAGGAAGAAGCCACAAGAAUAGUUUUCAGGAGUCAGAUUGCAGCAGCUUCAGAGGUAUAAUGUAGAUGAGGGCAGUGCUUCUUUGUCCCGUCCCAGGCUAUCCCAACCAUCUGACCACAUCAUGGCUGUGUACAUUGGGAACACGUGGCCCACCAAAGCAGAGAGCCAGCCAUUCUAUCUUGCUGUUGCCCUCACAAGGCAUGGAAAUUAACUAACAUACUUUACACUUGCAGUUGCUUAUCCCCAGUAAGUUGUGAAUUGAAACAUUAGUGUGAAAAGAACCAAAUCUAACCACCUUCAGAUAUUUUCAGAGUUAUGUGGAGACAGUAUUGUUUUCUGGGCUCUCAUUCCCAAGGUAUUCUGCUCCUCAAAAACUAGCAGACCCAUCCCAAAACAGAGCUGUUGUACCGAUCUUCCACCUGUCAUUGUGUGCCCUUUACUUUUGGAGGCUGUUGUUUGUGGAUUGGGUGCAUGAAAUCUUUGUGUGGGCAUUUGUUCAGCUGUUCGGUGCUGUGUAGCACAUUAGCUUGACUCAUGUAUAAGCAAAAGAAGAGAGAAUCCUGUGCUCUUGUACUCUUAACUCUUUGCCUUACAGCAGUAAGCCCUAAACCUUUGUGCUAUGUUGCAGUGCUAGUGAACCUGCUGCCCAGAGACAUUAUCAUGUUAAAACUGAAUUAAAUCCUCCUCCUCCUUUGUAUUUUACCUACCUCACAGGGGUGUUGUGAGGCUUGACUAAUGUUAGCAAAGCACUUGAAUAUCUUCUUAUGAAAGGCGUUUAAAAGUGAAAAGUGUUAUUUUAUGUGGUUGACCAAACUCGACCUUAAUGCCAGUAUGUAGCGUCACAUUUUUAAUUUCUACUGAGAAAAAUCACAUGGAGAUUUUUUUUUAAUAAUAAAAAGGCAAGCCAAAUACUAUUUAAUAUAACCUCUACCCUGUAAUGAAGGCCAAAAUUGUGAUAUCCAAAGAGUGUGCGGAAAGCCAAGCCCUCAAAUAUGAAUUGCUUGGAGGAUUUCAGAGAACAGAAGCGUGUGAAAUGGUCUCUACCUUUACAAUUUUAGUCAGUAUUGUCUUUGCUGACUUUUCUUUUCCAGAACCACAGAUGGAACCACAUACCUUGCAACUUGCACAUUAAAGUUUCUGGUCUUCCCACUGAUAACAGUAUAUUCCAAAGUCAAAAGUUCGUUACAGCCUGUGUGUUCUGCACAGUGCACAGAAAUUCCCGCUCUUGCUCAUUUGGAUUGAAGUUCUUGCACAUUUAGCUGGUGUUGGAUGUAAAUUGAUAUUUUAGUGGCCUUGAGCAACUGGUCUACCACAGAUAUCAUGUCCUAAGUGUAUACAUUAUACAUACAUGUUGAUGUGUUGCUUAUAUAAUGGUUGUAUUCUUAUAAUGUUAGUAUUAUUGCUCUAAGGUUGAACAGGCCUUUCCAUUAUAAUUCUAUAUUAUUUUAUUUUUUAUGUUUUGUAUUUUGCUGUUUCACACCGAAUCAGGAUUAAAUUUAAAUGGAUUAAAUCUAAAAAAUCCCAUAACUGUUUUCUGCAAUAUUCUAAUAUCCUGCAUUUUAUUACAUGUCUUUAGAAACCUUUUUUUAAGAAGUUUCACACAGCUGUGUGUUAAAGAAUAGUUGAUUUCUUAUAGAACGUUCUAAUACAACCUGAGUAGAAAAAUCUAUUUAUCAUCUUGAUUUUCUUUCUCUUUUAUCAGUCCUUUUCUUUCCUUGUCCAUGUCUAAAGAUGGUCCUCAUUUUUAUGAUUUGGAUUGUGAUUAGGAAGCCAAGUACUCCAUACUUUUCAGCAUUUUCUAAUCUAGUGUUUAACUUUGUCCUUCCUAGCAAGAGGAGAAUGUGCAAAAUGUGAAUGCUGUGUGGGCAUGGACAUGGGUGUCAUUUUAUAGAGAUUUGAUGAGUGUAGAAUCUGUAAUCAGCCUUUGUAUGACUCAGGAUCCUUUGUAGUUAUUAAUUGAUAUGGUUUCCUAAAUCAUAUAGGAAGACAUAUGAAUAGACAUGAUUCUAUGCCAGCAUAACGAAACAGCUAUUAUUUUUUAUAAAAUUGUCCACUACAAGUAUCUGGCCUAUUACUUUGUAGCUGGUAGAAUUAUUCAUGUAUCCACUGCUAAUAGCUGUUAAAAUGGUACUAGCUACUAAUUGUGACAAGGGCAGAACACUGUGAAAGCAUUCUUCUGAAAUGACAUGUCAUUUCUGCUAUUACUGGGAAUACUUGGACAUUAAUUAUGUUAAAAAAACUGAAUGUGUUCUCAAGUGCAUCUAAAUUUGUGACCUUCGAUUAUCUUUUCAGUGAAUAUAGCACGAAUUCUGAUAUUACACUGGAAACUGAAGGUGAAUUUUGUGUCGUUUUUGGUCUGUUGUAGAUACUCCACUGAUCUUUAGGGUGCCAAAGGAAAUAUGCCCUGAUGCAAAAGGGCGCUUCCACAGCACAGAUCCUGAGGCAUACAAUUAAGUCUUUAGUAGUAAGUAAUAAAAAAUGAAAAGUGUGUGUGUGUGGUGUGUGGGUGUGUGUGUGUCUGUGUAUGUGAAAUCCUCCAUAGAGAUACUUUUCCCAUAGAAAUCUAAUUUGGAUAGACUAAAGCAAAGCUAAUAUUUGCAGGAGAGGGUGCCUUUAUUUAGAUACUUGGAUAAUAAGUAUUGGUUGGAUAAUAAGUACUUGGAUAAUAAGUUUUGGUUUUCCACAUGAUCAUAAGUGAUAGUGAAAAUAGACUUUUAGGAAAAUGUGCAACUUCCUCUUAGAGGAAAAUGGAUGUGGGUUUGAAAACUGCUAAUGUAUAUAAUCAGCUUAUACUCCCUCUUGCUAUGAGUACUCACCAUAUCAGGCUGCCUGCCUUAAGCAGGAUAUGUAGCCACAGUGUCAGUAUGUAUAUGAAGGAGUAAAAGGACCAUCCAGCUGUGGAGCAGCCUGAAGAGAGUCUGUUUGCACAGCUAUGGAUGAAGCAGUCAGACCACUGCUGGCUGUAUCACCUGCCACUGCUGCCAGACCUCUUGGGUUAGGAAAGCAGCUGGGAACUGCUGAAAUGCAGAAGGGCUCCAUCCAACUUUUUUUUUCAGCUGUAUGGAACAGACAGAAGGUCCUUUGUCUGAGUAUGGGUUGUGGGUGAUCUUGAGAGAUGAAUGCCAUUGCCUUGUGCUAGCAGAAAGCAAAGGUCCAGCUAAUGAACCUUCACUGCUCAGGAAAAACAUAAGCCCUGAGCUCUGGCCACCCCAGCCGAAAAACGCUGACCAAAAUGUUUGUAAAGGUCUAGAAUAUUAUAGUGUCCCUUCUUCUGAAGUAUUUUCAAACAGUCAAAUAUUUAAUUUUCAAGUAUGAAUAGGAACUCAGACACUCUGUUUCUUUAUGAUAUUUUUGUUAAUAUUUGAAAGUGUAACAGGAAUUUCUUGGUUUUUUUUCUAACAGGUGGACUGGAAGGAUGUACUACAAAUUAUUUGUGGUAAUAAUUCCAGUUAUUAUAGUAACUGUACUCAUACCAUUAAAAACCCUAAAAACCAAAAAAAAAACCCCAAAAAACCCAAAACCCCACCAAUCAGAUGCCUACAUAAACCAGUAUGGCACCAGUGAUGGUGCAGCACCCCUUUUGCGUACAGAAAUGUAAAAAAUUGGUCACUUUGUUUCUCAUACAAUUCUGCAAGGUUCUGCCAGUCUUAAUACCAGCUCUGAAACUCAGUGAAACCACUCUGACUUGAGCAAGUAGUCCAUGCUGACAUGAGUAAUUUUGUUUUCGGUGGGCAGGAAGAGAAGUAAGGAUUUUUUGCCUAAGUAAGGCCACAUGCCCUCAUUGGGCAGAAUUUUAAAAUCAAGUAUAUUUUGAAGAAUCUGGUUAAACUUAGCUCUGUCUUGUGUCCAUGCUGACAGUGGAGGGGGGUUCUGAGCUUGAUCUCAGAAUAUGGUAACAGAGUUGAGGCUGGAAUUUAAAAGACAUAUGGAGCCAGUUUCAUUGAGAUGUGUUUAAGGAGAAUCACCCACAUGAGAAAUGCUCUGAGUCAGACCAAAUGUAAUUUCUCAGAAGAAAAGGCAUUUAUAUUUGACUGAUUUUUAACUAGUGAAGUAAGUGUGACCUUGCCAAACAGAAUUUCAGAAUGCUUUGCUUAUUUCAUGUGUACCGUUUCCUAAGAGCAUCACAGCAGUGCUGGUAGAGAACACAGGUGAGCAGCUUUGUGAGGGCAGAGGGGCCGUACUGCAGCAGGCAGUCAUGUGCCAGGAGGCUCUUGCCAGAGUGUCUCAUUGUUUUCUGGACAGUGUCACUUGGAUUUGCUUGAUCAGGAUAGCCGUGGUACAAUGGAUGAGGCCAGGAACCAAGAUGCAGUCUCAGUUCUUUGUGAUACGUUUCACUCCACUUAAUAUGUUGGUUUCUGUAAUUUCAAAAUACUCUGCAGCCAGACUGGUGGAGCGUGUGUGGCCGCAGAGCCUCUCUUGGUGCACAGUGAGGUAGAUCCGUUGAAGUGACUGAUGUGAAUUCCAGCUGAGGAUCUUCCCCACUGCCCCAAGACAGCCCCGGAGGUGGCGCCUCGGCUGCUGUACAGGAUAUUCUACAUAUUUGUAUCUAGGUUUCAGUAGCACAUAUUGAAUGACAAAUGUUUUACAUUUUCCUUUGUCUUUUCAUUAGAAUAAUACUUUGUGAUUAGUUCCAAAAUGAUAAAGCUUUAUAAUAUUUUUGGAGAACUGUAGAAUACUGUACGGUGAAGACUGUGGCUACUACCCUGUCUUUUUCCUGCAAACCGUAGAUUUCAGCAGAGAUGGACUUUCCUGGACUUAGACACUCAGUGAAGAAAAAACAAACUGACCAUUUCUAAUGGAAAAAACAUUGUAAUUACUGUAUAACUAUCCUGUAUAAAGACAGCUUUAUUAUAUGUGUAAAUGUAAUUCUGCUGUUAUUGUUAUGUUUGGGAGACAGUAGGCUUUGGUGUGGGUGAAACAUACAGCCUUAUAAAAACAGAUUGUAUCUCCCUGUCUGAUGUUUUACUGAAAGGUGUUGCUGUAUUUUUGCAGAAGAUAAAUAUAAACUAGUUAUCUGAAAAACUAACUACACACACAAUGACAUAAAUGAAUCCUAUUAUUGAAAAGCAACGACUGAUGAUAAAUUUCAUUAUUUUUCCAAAAGACUCCACAUGUAAGAUUUUUUGACACCUUGAGAAGAAAGAAGUCAUCCUGCAGCUGUUAAUGCUGGUUGUAAUGGAUGAGUCCCUCUGUUAAUUCUCUCUCAACCUUAGAUUAAUUCUGAAUACUGUAAUUAGAAGAACAUAUUUUUCCAUCAGUUCUCAAAUCUGUACUCUUUGGAGUUCAGGUUUUUGUUAUGUAAGAGGUGUCAUGUAAACUGACUUUGUUUAGAUACAGUUCACCAGUGUUUUCACAUAAAUGUCUGUUUGCCACAUCCGAAUGCCAUUUUCAUAUAGAGAAAAUAGAGAUGAUUGCAUAAUAUCACAUUUCUCUUUUUAUGUACCAUGUGUACAUGCAUGUAUAGCUUUUAGUUCUGGACAUUUUGCUCUGAAAGAUUAUUCAUUGGUUAUUUGUAUUUAUAGAUCUUACCCAAACAGUUUCAACUCAGCAAAACAGUUGGAUGUAAGGCAUGAUGUGAGUCUGUGUUGACCAAGAUUCCACCAUAUAUAUAUAUAUAUAUAUAUAUAAAUCUGUAGGCAGUCCCACUGAUGUCUGUGGAAUUAAUCAUGCACUUCAAAUUAAUGUAUAUUCACAUACGCUCCUGCAUAUGGCUGAACUCAUGUUUCUGGAAUGUGAGUUAGGUUAAAACCCGUUUCUGCACAGGUUUCAGGUGCAGUAUAUGGUGAUAUGUUUUUGCUGAAUUUAAAAUCACAGCUUUAUAUAGAGCCAACUACUCUCUCUCCCCUUUUUCUUUUUUCACGGAAAAGGAUAUAUUUUGCAUAUAGAAGGGAGAUGUUUACUGAUUUUCAGUAUAUCUAAAAUGCCACACUGAACAAAGUUUUUCUUUUUUUUUUGGAGCCUUUUAGGCAUUUUGAAUAAAAGCAGAAUUAUUCUUACAAUGCUAAUUAGUGAAUAUAGAAGUGAUCAGAAAUGGAAACCAUUAGCCAAAUAAAAUAUAUUAAUUUAUGAGAACAGUGUUUUUUGUUACAUGCCUUUAACAAUGAUUACAUAAAUAUGGGGCUGCUGUGUGUUCAACAUAGAAUUUUUAUUCCUCUCUAAGGACUGACUAAAUGGAAUUUCUUUUUAAGAACAACUUGAUCUUCUGUAUUUUAAGCAAAACAAAUUUGAAUUUUGUCUCUGAUAAUAAAAUUUUGUACAGUAAUGUGUAAUUCA
Messenger RNA from Zonotrichia albicollis (white-throated sparrow), 9977 nucleotides. The record is from RefSeq and is a predicted model, not a curated record. NCBI's taxonomy places the organism in Eukaryota, Metazoa, Chordata, Aves, Passeriformes, Passerellidae.